GCACUGGGACCGAACACUCACCUGGAAUCCGAAGUUUAAGCUGCAGCAUCUGGACGGAACAUCGACAUGAAGCCGGCCUCCUUGCUCCUGCUCCUCUCCUCCGUCCUCCUCUCAUCACACCUCCUGCCCGCCGCCGGCAGACCGCGCUCCCCCCCCGGCUGGCUGGAUGGCAGCGAGCGGCUCCAGACGCAGCGACUGGAUGAGGAGCUGCUCCGGGCGGCCGCCGCCGGGGACAGCGCCGCCUCGGACCUGCUGGGCGACAACAUCCUGAGGUUUCUCCGGAGGAAGAACCCGGAGCAUCUCCACCAGCUGCCCGCUGAAGAAGAGGAGGCGGGCGAUGAGGAGGCGCUGAGGAACGCGGUGCAGCUGCUGAAGCGCAGCGAGGACCCGCCGAUGUCCAUCGACCUGACCUUCCACAUGCUGAGGAAUAUGAUCCACAUGGCGAAGAUGGAGGGCGAGAGGGAGCAGGCUCAGAUCAACCGCAACUUGCUCGACGAGGUCGGGAAGUAAAAGUCCACCGCUGACAUUAGUGUGUGUUCGCGCGCCUGCCUUCCUCUCCGUGCCAUUUUACGCACAGGUGGUGCCAAAUUACGCACCACGGCAUAUGCGAGUAAAGUGUAAAACCUUAGGUGUUGUUUAAGAACUUUGUUGGAGAAAAUGGGAACGGACAUCUCAGACCCCCCCCCCCCCCCCCCCGUCUCACACUCCCUGGGCUCACCCCAUCCUUCACCCAUCAAUCCCCCCCAUCCCCUCCACACUGCUGGACUCCUGGUGGACAAAAGGAAUCAUCACUGGUUUUCACAUUCUCUCAUGUUUGACUUCUACACUUCUGUAUCACUCGCUGGUUCCUGGUUCAUGUGAGUGUUUCCACAGAGGAAGGUUUAACUAAAGUAUCUACACUGACAAGUCAUUUGCAAUUUGAAUUAAUCACCGGGUUAAAUUACAGUUUGACAUUUGAUUAAACUGGAGCAGAACCCAUUUCUCGUCGGUGUGCCGAGUGACCCUGGUGUUAAUUAGGAUGGUGAUAUUUACCCUCGGCGAUGAAAUCUGUUUGAAUAAUGAGAGUUACAUUAUGGAUCAUGUAAUUACUGAAACCCUCCUUGAGAUUAGACCCAGACAAGAACCUGAACUCACACCCAUUGUCCCUGAUGAAUUAAACGAGGCUGAACUCUGACCUUUUAGAAUAAGGUUUUUCUUAUAAAUUAAUAAAGACAAAUCUCAUCACUGCAGAUUCAGACCACAAACUAAACAGAUUUUGUCUAAUUAGUGAAAACCUGGUGUUUUCGAGCCUAAAUUGAACUUUCUUGUGCCGAGGAGAAUUUAAAAAACACUUCUGUUGAGUAUAACUUGGUUGUUUUUCGUCAUUGCUCCAGGAUCUAAUGUCACAAACCUCUCCGUUUGUCCUCUGAGGCUGAAUUGCUCCUCUGUCCGACACCAUCAGCUUCCCUUUGUCCUCUGUGUGUCCCCCAUGUGGAGCAGCAUCAUCUGUACUGUAAAAACUGUCGCAUGCAAACCUACAUGUAAAAAAAACCACAAAAACAGCUUGAUUUGACUGUGAACGCUCGUGUCUGACUCCGAUCACCCUCUCUCUGUUUUAGCAAAUGAAAAGAACAAAAUCUGCUUUUUUGCCAUUUAUAUUUUAUAAU
Molecule: messenger RNA, 1646 nt
Organism: Platichthys flesus (European flounder)
Lineage: Eukaryota; Metazoa; Chordata; Actinopteri; Pleuronectiformes; Pleuronectidae
Gene: ucn1
Product: urotensin 1
Exons: 2
Coding region: 67-510 (147 amino acids)
Cellular component (GO): extracellular region
Molecular function (GO): hormone activity
Source: RefSeq, a predicted model, not a curated record